Molecule: messenger RNA, 3136 nt
Organism: Agrilus planipennis (emerald ash borer)
Lineage: Eukaryota; Metazoa; Arthropoda; Insecta; Coleoptera; Buprestidae
Product: ikaros family zinc finger protein
Exons: 4
Coding region: 485-2083 (532 amino acids)
Biological process (GO): regulation of transcription by RNA polymerase II
Molecular function (GO): DNA-binding transcription factor activity; RNA polymerase II cis-regulatory region sequence-specific DNA binding
Source: RefSeq, a predicted model, not a curated record
UUUGGGCUUUAAAAUGUAAUAUCACCAAAAAUAUCAGCGAUAAACGGAUGUAAAAUAGUGUAAAGGUUAUGUGUGUGUUCACAGUUUAUUCAGUGCGUGAAGCGUGAACCAACAUUUUAUAGGACAAUGUGCCAAUACCCUCCAUUUUAACGUCUGUAUUUAAUUUGAGUAGAGAUUUAUGACAGGGGAUGAUUUUAAUGGAAAGUAAUGAUUUAAUUGCAUUUUAAAAUAGGCAAGUUAGUGUCAUUUACCUGUGUGUAUGUAUUUAACGCGGCUGUGAUGUAAUAGACAACACCAUGUAUUUCGAAAGUACGGUAUUUUAAAAAUAGGUCGAAUUUUGAGAAUGUGGAGUACACACUUAUAAUGCCGUACCUUUUUAAGUAAAACGAACACUUGCCUCAUUCCGAACUAUUACCAUUACAUUAAAUGGAGAAAUUUUAAUGGAAGGAAAGACAAUAGAAAUUAAUUCUAAAAUAAGUUGAUUAUGGCUAAUGCAACCAUUGAAAAUGAGGCAGAUUCAGGAAUCUCAGCGACACCAACAUCUGCAGCUUCUCAACAGGAAGAAGACUCAGAAGCAAAUGAUGCAGAAAAAGUGACAGGUUCAAAUUCAAACUAUGAUUCGAGUGAUACAAAUUUUAAAUUUAAUAAUUGUGAUUUUGAGACUGCAAACAAAACUUCUUUGACAGCACACACAAAUAAGGCCCACAAGAGAGACGUAGGAGGAAACGAAGUCAAAAUGGAAACCGAAAACAACAACCCCCCGCCUGACAGAGUGCUGAGGAAAAUGUUUGAAUGUGAUGUCUGUAACAUGAAAUUCUCAAAUGGCGCUAAUAUGCGAAGACACAAGAUGAGGCAUACAGGCGUGAAACCCUACGAAUGUCGGGUUUGUCAAAAAAGAUUCUUUAGGAAAGAUCAUUUGGCAGAACACUUUACAACACAUACGAAAACGUUACCAUAUCAUUGUCCUAUCUGUGACCGGGGCUUCCAACGACAAAUCGCGAUGCGAGCUCAUUUUCAGAAUGAACAUGUAGGUCAGCAUGAUCUUAUUAAGUCUUGCCCUGUGUGUAGCUUCAGAGCAUGCAGUAUGAAAAGCUUGCGGAUGCAUUUUCUUAACAGACACGGUAUCGACUUGGAUAACCCCGGACCAGCAGGCUCUUCGGCAUCGUUGUUGGUUUCCGCGGCUCAACAAGGUUAUUCUAUCGACGGUAGCACUCUAACGUCUUUAGGAAACCUCUCUAGCGGUUUAUCUGUCAGUGUUGCUAAUUAUAGUGACUCUGGUGAUUCCACGGGUGCCCGUAGUACUGAUAACGCCACACCCCCUAUGCAUUUUUUGACUCCGCAUGUGGAAAUUUCGAUGACCGACGCUCCCGCACAUGUUUUCUCACCAACAUUGAGUGAAAAUCAGCACUCUCAACCAGGCCAAAGUACCGAAUCUGGACAACAUAUGAACGGCGACUGCCCUGCAUCUCCCCAAUCAGCCGAUUCUAAUUCAAAUGCUCCAUCGAGCAGUCACAUACAAUCAAGUUCCCUAAGAAUCGACCAAGAGACCAGUAUAACCCCUUCUAUUUCACUUAUUCCUAUUAAACAGGAACCAAAUGAGGAAACUUAUGACAUUGGUAAAAGAAAUGACAAUGCCAAUUCGACUUCUUCUUCAGGAGCUGUUACCAUGCAAUCAGCCACUUCUACCAGUCUUAGUUCGUUAAUAAAAGUUUCACCCCUAAAAAGUUUGCUCAGGGAAGACUUGAAAAGAAAAAUUGGUAGUAGAAGUGGUUCUAGAGGAAGAUCACCCAAUCCAAAUUCAGAAAAUUCAUCCAAUGAUCCUGGCACAACCACCAACGGGACUAUUACGUCAACCGGCCCCGAACAACCUUCAGAUUCAUCCAUGUGGAGGAUUAAUGGUAAAAGAUCAUUGUCAAAUUUACAGUGCGUGUUCUGUGGUAUAGGAUUCCCCGAUCAGACGUUGUAUUUCCUUCAUAAGGGUUGCCAUUCAGAUGCCAACCCUUGGAAGUGCAACAUCUGCGGGGAACAGUGCUGCAAUGUGUACGAAUUUAAUUCGCACCUGUUGAGCAAAAGUCACCAAUAGCAAUUAAAUUUUACAAAAAGAAGAAGAAAAUGCAAAAGAAAUUAGACGGUUCAGUAACAACUCUUGAGAAUGUUAUUUUUUGAUAGAGGUUCAAUUCAUAAGGAGGCAAUGGGCAGUAUAUUUAGUUUGGUUUACUUACAAUUUAAUGUUACAAUUUUGCACUCACUAAAAAGUGUUACAUUGUAACUGAACUUUCAAUUCGAUCGAAAAAUUAUUAACUGAUCGAUAUAUUUUCUUAUAAAUUUAUCGAUGAACUUAAGCAAUAACUAAAAACGAAUAUUUUAUAUCACUUGCGGGUUAAUGUUAUAUAUAUUUAAAUUUUAAGAUAGAUAUUUUAGAUUGCGUGAGCGUUUAUAUAGAAAACUUAAUCGUACUAUUUUCCUUUUUAAAAAUGUGAUUAAUACAUUCCAAAAUGUUCAUUUUAUUAUAUAACAAAAAAUAUCGUGUGUAAUUUCAUUCUAAUUUUUUAAAAUUUGUUUUAUUAAUUAAGGGUACCGAUAUUAAUUGCUCAUGUAAAAUCUGAUAUUAAAAAAAUCUUCCAGUAAUUCCAGUGGGUAAUUGUGCCUUUACUGAAUUUUUGAAAAUGUGUACAAGUGCCUAGACCAGAUAAAUGUUGUUAUUAAGCAACUAUAUAUGAUAUACCAUGUUGUGCUAAAACUAUUCCGUCCAAUUUGAAUUGUUAGGAGUUUUAUUUUGUUAAAUGAAAAUUUGUAUACAAUCUAUUUAUAAAAUAUUAGGGAAUUGACGAAUUGCUCGAGUACAAAAGUAUACUCACAUUUGUAUGACCUGUAAAAAAUAAGUCUACGUUAGGAAAAAAUAUUUAAGUUAUCCUAUUGUCCUUUUUCAAUAUUCCACAAUGUUAAGUGACGGUAGACAAGAGUAUUUACGUUAACGAUUAUGAGUAACAAUUUGUUUGUCAUUUGGAUAUCUUUUAGCGUUCGGUUAUCAUACUGGGGAAGAAAUGAGUUUUUUUUACAAGUUUGACAAAUGUAAUGCUGUUACAUCCCGUUGUUGUUGUAGUAUGUAUACAUAAUAAAUAUAUUGUUUGUUUAA